AUGUCACGUGUAGGUGUUUUAUGUUCAAGCACCUACACUGCCUUGCUCAUUGCAUGUUUGGAGUGUCAUAAUUUACUCCAGACUGACAUAAUCCCGUGUAAAUUGAGUUAUAACACGAGCCGUGCUACGUCAAAUUUUAUCAUUUUCGUUCACAGCAGCUUCCUAAUGAAGCUAAGGCCGACUACCUUACUGAUAGCAGUCGCUAGCGCUUCCCUCAUUGUGUUGCAAUAA
This is a messenger RNA of Blumeria graminis f. sp. triticale, 231 nucleotides long. Lineage: Eukaryota; Fungi; Ascomycota; Leotiomycetes; Helotiales; Erysiphaceae. The record is from the annotation of a GenBank genome assembly.